This is a messenger RNA of Phragmites australis (common reed), 1291 nucleotides long. RefSeq lists its product as uncharacterized. The coding region runs from base 324 to 1058 and encodes 244 amino acids. The record is from RefSeq and is a predicted model, not a curated record. Lineage: Eukaryota; Viridiplantae; Streptophyta; Magnoliopsida; Poales; Poaceae. The transcript is spliced from 6 exons. Gene Ontology annotation, biological process: lipid metabolic process.
GUAAGUAGAAUUUUUGUAGAAAGUGUUGUAGCAUUACUUGGAUUAGUACUAGUACCGGUAGUGUUCCGUGAGUCUUAAACCGCCUCAACUUCUCUCCUCCACGAACACGGAUCCAUCCAUCCAGAUCCGCCACGCAACGAAUUCGACUAGGAAUUGAACAAUUGAUCACCUCACCACCUCUUAGACGGCAAAAAGAUUACUUUACGAUCCGUUCAGAGCAUCGGAGGAAAAUCACGCCGCUUCUUUCUGCUUCGCCCGGAGGGAGGGAGAUUCUGCUCCUCGAUUUCGCAAGGUCAAGAAGGAGGGCGUCACAAACUGACACGAUGGGGUUGAGGGCGCCUUUCUUUCUCCUCUUUCUCGUCGUCGGCUGGGGAGCUGCACAAGCCGAUAGUUUGCAAGACAACAAGUUUGUUUUUCUUGAUCUUGGCACAAUCAAGAUCCAAAAUCUCGGCCUAAUCUACAAGGAACAAAUUACUUCGAGGAAAAUCCCUGUCCAUCUCAACAGUGGCAGCCCAAAAUGCUCAGCCUGUGAAAAUUUCGCGAAUGAAGCUGUCAGUUAUCUCAGUGAGAAACAAACACAAGAUAAGAUCAUGGAAAUCCUUCAUGAUGCUUGUUCUCAGUCAUUCUCCUUGGAACAGAAGUGUGUUGAGUUGAUGGACUCCUAUGCAGCUCUUCUGUUUGCCAAGAUUACUGAGAUCAAGCCCGAAGAAUUCUGCAAACAGUAUGGCCUGUGCCGGGACAUAGCUAUUUUCUCUGGUGUGAGAAGUGAGAGCACAUGCGUAUUUUGCCACCACCUCGUUGAUGAAGUUAUGUCCAAACUGAAAGAUCCUGAUUCGGAGUUUGAGAUAAUUCAAAUUCUCCUAAAGGAGUGCAAUAAGAUUGAAGGUCAUGUCCAGCAGUGCAAGAGACUGGUCCUGCAAUACAUUCCUCUCAUCCUGGUCAAUGGUGAGAAGUUCCUUGAGAAGAAUGACAUGUGCGCACUCGUCCAAGCGUGUCCAGCCAUUCAAAAGGGCACAUUCAGCUCAUUCUUGGAAGGGGGAUUGCUGAGUGAUGCAUGAAGGUUGGAAGGUUAUACGAGGUGCGCACUGCGCAGCAAUGGUGAAAAUAGUCUGUCCAAGUAUUUGUUGUACAUAAGGCUACAAAUGGCUGUUGUCUUCUGCUCCUGCAUUCUUUUGCAUGCCUUGUAUUAUGAAGGAAGCCGUAUCGAAUGGAUAGGCAACAAUCUGUCUAGUUUAGUGAUUAUACAAUUGUACUAUCAUUUUAAUUUAUUAAUGUCAUACCCUGUUCUACA